AGUCUUCACCACCCCCAAAAAAAAAUUCCCCCAUCUCUCUCUCUCUGUUUAAGCCAAAACCCACUGAUUUUUUUGGAAAGAACCGAUCUUUAUUCAGAGAUCGGCGGCGGAAAAUGGCGACGAAAGUGGUGGAUGCGGCGGGGGAACCGAUCCCGACAUCAUCUGUGCUGAUGUCAGCCGCGAAGCACAUUGAAAACAAAUGUAUGUCCGAAAACGUGGAGUUCAUCAAGUGUAAGAAGAAAGAUCCGAACCCUGAGAAAUGUCUCGAUAAGGGCCGCCAAGCUACUCGCGCGCUUGGAGUGCUAAAAGAUCUGUAUGAGAGAUGCAAAGACCCCAUGGAAGCUUAUGUGGGAUGCAUGUACUACCACACAAAUGAAUUCGAUUUGUGUCGCAAAGAGCAGCAAGCCUUUGAGAAAGCAUGCCCUUUGGAUUGACUUUGGCUUUAGGCGUUCGGCAUUGGUUGAACAAUCUUGCCUUCCAUGCUUGAAUAAUUAAUAAGUUAGGUCCAGUUUGCAUCGAACAGAAACUGUCCCGUUCAAUGCAUUCAGCAUUGCCUCCCUAUUGUAUGGAUAAGAGACUGGUUUGUAAAAACUUAAUUCAUGAUGAUUAUUCAUUCA
Hibiscus syriacus is the source of this 617-nucleotide messenger RNA. Its product is annotated as NADH dehydrogenase [ubiquinone] 1 alpha subcomplex subunit 8-B-like. Bases 114 to 434 code for a protein of 106 amino acids. The record is from RefSeq and is a predicted model, not a curated record. The transcript has 3 exons. Gene Ontology annotation, biological process: mitochondrial electron transport, NADH to ubiquinone. Lineage: Eukaryota; Viridiplantae; Streptophyta; Magnoliopsida; Malvales; Malvaceae.